Impatiens glandulifera is the source of this 2519-nucleotide messenger RNA. Its product is annotated as E3 ubiquitin-protein ligase WAV3-like. Bases 79 to 2340 code for a protein of 753 amino acids. The transcript has 2 exons. Lineage: Eukaryota; Viridiplantae; Streptophyta; Magnoliopsida; Ericales; Balsaminaceae. The record is from RefSeq and is a predicted model, not a curated record.
ACAAAAAGGGAAGAAGAUAGUGAAAAAGCUUUUGAAUUGAUUCUUGAAUCUUAAGCAUUCAAACUGAGAUUUUGAGAAAUGGGUACUGGAUGGAAAAGGGCCUUUUGCACUGCGAUUCCUAAAGAUAGAGAAUCUCCGACCACCGCCGGCGCCGGCGCCGUCAACUGCCAUAGCCCACCCAAUCCAAGUCCUCGAAGCUGCGUCAGGCUCGGUUUCUUCUCCGGCGGAAGCAACCCUUCCACGCCUCGCCUGAACCAACCCCAUUUGGUUAACACCCCCACCUUGCGCUGCCGAACCUCCGCCGCCGCAAUUCAACAAGCACUUGCCGGCGAUAAUAAUAAUAAUAAUCAAGUCACCUCAAAAUCAUCAGCCAAACCUCUUGCCGGUUCUAAUCCAGCAUCCCCUAGAUCCCCAUUCUCAAUCUUGAAGAACAGUCUUCGAUUCUCCAGGAACAAUUGUGGAGUGUGUAUGCAGAGUGUGAAAUCAGGUCAAGGAAUGGCGAUAUAUACAGCUGAAUGUUCUCAUGCUUUUCAUUUUCCUUGUAUCGCUGCUCAUGUUGGUAAUAAUGGAAGCUUGAUUUGCCCUGUUUGUAAAUCCACAUGGAAAGAUGUUCCACUUCUCGCCAUUCACAAAGUCCAACCAAAUCCUGAUCAUGAAUCUGACAAAAAGAUCCAAACGAACGAAAACCCAAAAACCAGAAUCGAACAACAACCACAACAACAACAAAUCCAUUACGCGAAGAAGCAAUAUCAUAACAGCCACAGCCACAGCCGCGGUUAUGAUGACGAUGAGCCGUUGUCUUCUCCGACAGCCACGGCUAGAUUCGUUCCUAUACCGGAGGUUGACGAUGAAGAAGAAGAAGAUGUCGAAGAGUUCAAGGGUUUUUUUGUUAACCCGAUUUCAUCCUCAAGCGAUGAAGCGUUCAUCGGAGGCAGAGAUAAUAGGAAUGUGGAGGUUUCCUUGAUGCCCGAAGCUGCCGUGGUUUCCACCGGUAGGACCCGGGAAGCACACGUUAUAGUUCUCAGAAUAAAAGCGCCGCCGCCACCGCCGCCGUCGUCAGCUCACAUCGGCGGUUCUGCUAAUCUUCUUGAUCGGAGUCGUCGAGCUCCGAUCGAUUUAGUAGCGGUUCUAGAUGUGAGUGGAAGCAUGACCGGGUCGAAGCUCCAAAUGAUGAAACGGGCUAUACGGCUUGUUAUCUCAUCUCUCGGGUCAUCUGAUCGGCUCAGCAUUGUCGCUUUCUCUGCUUCUCCUAAACGGCUGUUGCCUUUAAGGAGAAUGACGGCUAAUGGGCAGCGCGCCGCUCGCCGUAUUAUUGACCGACUCGGGUGUAGCCAAGGUUCAAGCGUCGGGGAAGCUCUUAAGAAAGCCGCGAAAAUACUUGAAGAUCGGAGAGAGAGAAACCCGGUUGCUUCCAUCAUGCUGUUAUCAGACGGUCAUGAUGAUGAUAGUGGUCAUUCCAACGAUCAAGAUCAACGGAAAACGGGUAGUCAUGUAUCGUCGACACGGUUCUCUCAUGUUGAGAUUCCGGUUCAUGAGUCCGGGUUUGGAGCUAAGCAGAAGAAACCCGGCUAUGUUAACGAACCGGCUGAGGAUAAGUUUGCUAAAUGUGUUGGUGGGUUGUUAAGUGUAGUUGUUCAUGACCUUAAGCUUCAGCUUAGCAUCGGCUCAGGAUCCGACCCGGCUGAGAUAGCUGCGGUUUAUUCAUCUGAAGGAAAACCCAUGUUUAUCGGGUCAAGUUCGAUUAAGAUCGGCGAUCUAUACGCCGAGGAAGAACGUGAACUAUUAGUUGAAUUGAGAGUUCCAACGCCAGCUGUUGGGUCCCACCACGUGUUAUCAGUACGCUGUAAUUACAGAGAUCCUGCCACGAAGGAGUUAAUCAACGGUAGAGAUCACGCGUUGCUUGUUCCUAGAUCUCAGGUCGUCGGAGCAUAUAAUACCCCGAUUAAGAUCGAACGGCUGAGAAACCUCUUCAUCACAACGCGAGCGAUCGCGGAAUCUCGGAGAUUAAUUGAGAAUAACAACGAUCUGAACAGUGCCCAUCAUUUGCUGUCGUCUGCUCAAGCUUUGAUCGUUCGAUCCAGCUCUGUAUCGGCUGAUGAAUACAUAUCUGGGUUGGACGCAGAAUUAGCUGGGCUGCGUUUGCGGCGCGAUCAGAUUGAGAGGAGGAGGAAUAAUAAUGGGGGGGAGAAGGAAGUAACAUUGAUGGACGAGUAUGGUGAGCCGUUGACGCCGACCACCGCUUGGAGGGCGGCUGAACGACUGGCAAAGGUAGCUAUGAUGAAGAAAUCAUUGAAUAGGAAGGUAAGCGAUUUGCACGGGUUCGAAAACGCAAGAUUCUAAAGCUUGUUCAUUUCACAUAUAGCAUCAUUAUCAUUAUUAAGUCAAUUAGAUGGAAAACUAGUAUUAGUAGAUUAUCAUCAUCAUCAUCCAUUUCCCGGAUUACCCAUCAAAAUGUCAUCUUUGAGUUUUCAAUUGUAAUUGUUGUUGCUGUUUGUUAAUGGAGAUUUGCGUUUUUCAUA